AUGUUGUAUAUAUACAUGCAAACACAAUCAUUUGAUAAAUACUUCAACAUGGAAAGUGAAUGGGAAUGCAGUGUUUGUACUUUAGUAAAUAAUGCAUCUAACCGUACAUGUGAGGUUUGUUUGAACACAAAACCAUCAUCUGCAGACACUUGGUCACCAUAUCUACAGAAUACUGCUUCCAGUGAAUGGAGCUGUCUUGUAUGUACGUACAAUAACAAAGGACAAGAUCAGAUAUGCGGGAUAUGUAGCAGUUCACGUGAAACUAUUACUACAGGACCAGUAAAUAUCCCUGAUUAUUUGAACAGAGGUGCAACUAAGAGACCAAAGUUUAGUGGUGUGAUAAACACAACUGAAUUGCGAAUUGUAAUAAUUGGCAAAACGGGGACAGGUAAAAGCGCCACCGGAAAUACAAUCUUAGGCAGACGUGAAUUUGAAUCUAAAGUAUGCGGAGCCUCUAUUACAAACAAAUGCCAGCUUGGAAUGAACACCAGAUUCGACCGCAAAAUGGUGGUUGUGGAUACUCCAGGACUGUAUGAUACAGGGAUGACAAAUGAGCAAGUUACAAAGGAAAUAGUUAAAUGUAUUGGGAUGACUGCGCCAGGACCACAUGCUAUUCUGCUGACGUUAAACGUUGGUCGAUUUACCAAGGAAGAACAAGAUACGGUUAAACAUUUUGUUGAUCAUUUUGGAAUUGGUAUGUACAAUUACCUAAUGGUUGUUUUUACAAGAGCAGACGAUCUUGAAGAUGAUAAUGUAGACAUAAGGGAAUAUGUUAAAAAUUGUCCACAGUCACUUCAGGCAAUUCUCAAACUUUGUGACCACCGGUAUAUCCCUUUUAACAAUAAACUUUCUGGUUACAGUCAAGAGCAGCAAGUUAAAAAUUUGAUAGGUUGUGUUGAUGAGGUUGUACGCAAACAUGGAGGUUUUUGCUACACAAAUGAAAUGUAUGAAGAAGCCGAAAAAACACUGAGAAGACGUGAAGAUGAAGUAAAGAGAAAGUUGAAGGAAGAGGAACGACGAAAAAUAGAAACUCUUCAUCGCAAUCUUCAAACGGAAUUUGAUGAAAAGUUUGCAUUGGCGAAUGAGGAAAAAGAAACGCUUGCCAAUGAAAUCAGGAAAAUCGAAUUGGAAAAACAGACAGCAGAAUCUCGGGAAGCAGAGACAAGAAACCAAAUAAAUGCGUUGAAAAAUGAGUUGAAAGAUUGUAAGCAACAAGAAGAAAACCGAAACAAAGAACAAGAAGAAAGACUGGAAAGAAAGCUACAUGAUAUGGAAAGAAAACAAGCAGAACAAUUACAAAUGCAAACCAAUAAAGCAAACGAAGACCGAAUAACACAACUACAGAAACAAAUGGAAGACAACGAGCGACGACGAGAACAACAGAUAGAGGAUUUGAGAAGGGAAAACGAACGGAAAGUGCGGGAUGUUGAAGAAAGCUAUAGGAGACAACAGGAAUCAUCAGCUUUACGUGAUAACUCUAGAAAAGGGAUCGAAAAGGAAGAAGGUGUAUUUUCCCAAAUAUGGACUGGAGUAAAAGGAGCGGCAAACGCAGUUGUUGAAACUGUGAAGAGCUGUUCUAUAAUGUAAAAGGAAGCUAACUUUUGUUUCAGUUUCAAUGCUUUUUCGAUAGCUUACAAUAGAUUAAAGUUGAAGUAAAAUAUUUCAAAAAAUAUCGUGGUGAUGAACUUAUUUUACUUUUAUGCAUUGAAUUGAUACAUGAUCGUUUGCGUAAUUAUAUAAUUCACUUGUCUAUAAAAUAAUUUCGUCAAAUAUCAAAUGAUAUAUUCACAAUGAUGUAAAACGGGAUUUCUAGAUACACAUGUGUAAUAUGUUUAAUGAUAUUCAUCGAUAUGAAAAUACUAGUCUUUUCUUGCGAAUCCUUCGACUUUCAAGUGCCGAAAAAGGUUUUAUAUAACGUAGAACGUGGAAAGUGGGCAACUAAGUGGCAUUAAAAUGUAAUUGCAAUUUAAAUAUUUUUCAUCCAAAGCUUUUUUAUUUAUUUUUGAUAAGCAAGUCAACAGAUAUAUUUUGGAAUUUUUGAAAACAUCACGUACAUCGAUAAAGACGUUUCUUAUUAUUUCUUUAUUUUUCACAUAACAUAACUGUAACAAUAAAAUUCUGAAUGAGAUGUCAAAUAUCUGCAUGUAUACUACAUGCAUUAUCGUUCUACUCUCAAAAUAUUAAUAAUUGCACAAUUUUGCCUUCCGCAUCUGAGAAACUUGUUCUAAUUGCUUACGUUCACGCUUUCUCUUCAAGGUACCAUAAAUUUGUCAUUGUGUUGUGUGGUUUUUUUUUUCCAAAACAAUAUUUGCAAUGUACAAAGAAUAUAUAUUUAUCCAUUCCAUUAAAGAAUAAUUCCUCUU
Mytilus californianus (California mussel) is the source of this 2363-nucleotide messenger RNA. RefSeq names its product GTPase IMAP family member 4-like. The record is from RefSeq and is a predicted model, not a curated record. The transcript has 4 exons. Gene Ontology annotation, molecular function: GTP binding. NCBI's taxonomy places the organism in Eukaryota, Metazoa, Mollusca, Bivalvia, Mytilida, Mytilidae. Bases 1 to 1587 code for a protein of 528 amino acids.